UUGUUUCAGCUCAAAAGCAACCUCAUCUCUCUCUCUCUCUCUCUCUCAUGCGAAGAGGUCGAGAAUGCAAGGGUUAGGGUUUCCAGACCAGAAGCUCCAGAGACCGUCCAUCAGAGCUCGAGACGACAGUCCCGACUCUGUAAUAAUCUCAUCUACCCGCGAGUCAUCCAACUUCAGUAGUCUCUUCUCGUCCGCUUCUGGGAGUGUCGUCGAUCGUUGUUCCUUCGGAUCCGACAUCCACGAUCCCGAUUCUCUCCUCUGCGAACUCUCCAAGCAUCUGUCAGGGCGCGAUCUCCACCGUGAAUCUUCGUGUGGUCCAGAUCUGUCCUCCGUACCUAAGAACAGCAAGCCUAUCAAAGAUAGAGACAAAGCAACAGAAGUAGAAGGAGAAGACGACGAAAAGGAAGCAGAAAAUCCGUCAAAGAACUCUUUCUCUCAAGCUCUGAAAGAAUGUCAAAAUCGGCGGUUCAGAUCUGAAGCUCUUCCCAAGAAACACGAGCGGCGAAGGCCCGCUUCUCUUGAUCUGAACGGCAGAGGAGCCGAUGCCGUCAGUUCUUCCCCUCGAUUUGCAGCAGCAGCAGCCAUGAAGAAAGCUCCUGCUCCUUCUUCUCGACGAACGGGGACAUUUCCCAGCCCUGGGACUCCAAAUUACCGCGGCACGGGCAGCGGGCCUGGGUUUCAGAAAGGUUGGAGCUCAGAACGGGUGCCACUGCCGACGAAUUGCAGCCGUCGGUAUGCCAAUGCCAUUCCAUUGCCUUUCAACAAUGGAAGGAGCUUGCCGUCCAAAUGGGAAGAUGCGGAGAAGUGGAUCUUCAGUCCAGGGGAUGGCGCAAGCCGGCAUGCUGUGAUGCCGCCGCCACAUAGGCGGCCAAAGUCAAAGAGUGGGCCGUUGGGUACGCCGGGGAUGGCGUGCUAUGCAUCACCAUCAAUGAUGGUGCCCAUGUUCGAUGGCGGUAGGGUUGGGAACUUCGUGGGGAGUUCUCCAUUCUCAGCAGGAGUUUUGGGUGCAGAUGCAUUGUCAGGUCGGGGAUGUUGUGGGAGUGGGGGUGCAGGAUCUUAUACUGCACACAUGGAGCCUUGCAUAGCACGAUCUGUUAGCAUACAUGGGUGGUCAGAGUUAUUGAUCGAGUCUUCACUGCCUAGCUCCCAAGAUGAGAAAGUUGACGGCACCAAGGAUGCUGGAACCAUGAUUUCACCUGUUGUUUCAAGAAGAGAUAUGGCAACCCAGAUGAGUCCUGAGAGUAGCAGCCGCUCCUCUCCCCAAGAGAGGCCUUCCUUUUCUCAUUCUCCUGCAUUGGUCCUUCCCAUUGAGGAGCUGCAGAACCACCAUUCCCCUAAACAAGAGAUCAGGGAUGUGCAGGUAGAUGAUCGCGUCACUGUGACCAGGUGGUCCAAGAAAGAUGGAAUCCGGGGGAUCAGUAAGGGCUCGGUAAACAUUGGAGAGUGGAAGAAGAAAGCUGUGGAAGCUCGAGCUUCAGCUUGGGAAGUUGCAGAAACAGAGAAACGUAUAUCAAAGUUUAAAAGAGAGGAGGCCAAGAUCACAGCAUGGGAGAACUUGCAAAAGGCAAAAGCUGAGGCAGAGAUACGGAAAUUAGAGAUGAAAUUGGAGAAAAUACGAACUUCAUCAAUGGAUAAGAUCAUGAACAAACUGAGAGCCGCUCAGAGUAAGGCCCAAGGAAUGCGGAGCUCUGUAUCUGCUAGCCAAGCCCAUCAGGUUGCCAGGACCACCGAGAAGGCUUCAUCCUUCCGCAAGGCCGGACAGAUGAGUUCAUUGAGUGGAUGCUUCACCUGCCAUGCCUUCUAAACCAUGCCAACACAAUCCAUCUUGCUCAGCUUCAAACAGCCCAGGCCGUAACUCUGCCAGAGUAUUUUCUCAAGCGUCAUCAGUCAUAUCUUUUGGAUUUGGGCUCGGCCUAUGGUGCGGCAAGCUCCAAAAGUCUAAUCAUCUCAUUGCACUAUUCCUUGGGGACAUGUCCGGGACUUCUUAAUAAUGUAUAGCUCUCCCAAGGAUUGUAUCUUGACAUGGAGUUUGCAAAUAAUUGACCCUCAACACGAUAUUUGGGCGUGGCUGAGUCCUCUCUAUCCAGCCAUUGCGCCCAUCAGAAGGGGAUGUAGAAGAAUAACAUGAUCGGUGAUCUACUCGUUUCCAUUGGUAUAGUUUUCUUGUAUGAUUGUUUUAGGUGUUCUUUUUAAUUUUCUGAAUGUUUUAAGUUGUUAAUGUUGGGUGUAGUACUAUGAAUAUUGUACUGCUUGAAUUUACAGCAUUUC
Molecule: messenger RNA, 2268 nt
Organism: Magnolia sinica
Lineage: Eukaryota; Viridiplantae; Streptophyta; Magnoliopsida; Magnoliales; Magnoliaceae
Exons: 7
Coding region: 65-1804 (579 amino acids)
Source: RefSeq, a predicted model, not a curated record